This is a messenger RNA of Lineus longissimus, 6333 nucleotides long. Its product is annotated as serine/arginine repetitive matrix protein 1-like. The transcript has 19 exons. The coding region runs from base 1 to 3024 and encodes 1007 amino acids. Gene Ontology annotation, molecular function: protein binding. Lineage: Eukaryota; Metazoa; Nemertea; Pilidiophora; Heteronemertea; Lineidae. The record is from RefSeq and is a predicted model, not a curated record.
AUGGCGGCUGUUCUUCAUCGAAGUGGCCAAAUCAGCCCAACAAAUUUUGGCAGGCCACUAGAGAGAGUUUUCGAGGAUGCACAAAGCACAGGAGAGAUAAAUCUCAUUGGAAGGAAACUAAAGGACUUCCCUAAAGUCGCAAAUAAGUACGAUCUGUCGGAUACUGCGGUGGCAGAUCUGUCAAAGAAUCGUUUGAACGAAGUCCCGAUAGAAAUCUGUGAAUGUCCGUCUAUAGAGAGAUUAGUUUGUUACCACAAUGUGAUACGGUGCUUACCCGAGGCCUUGGUACAGUUACAAUGCCUCACGUAUAUGAAUUUAAGCCGCAAUCAACUGUCCACAAUCCCACCCUUCAUUUGUCACAUCCAGUCCUUAGAAAUCCUCAUAGUGUCUAAUAAUAAAUUGGUGUCAUUACCAGAAGAAAUAGGACAAUUACAAAAACUAACGGAAUUGGAUGUGUCAUGUAAUGAAAUCACACACUUACCGAUGCAAAUAGGCAACUUAGAAUCAUUACGUGUUUUUAAUGUUAGGAAAAAUUUAUUAGUUGAACUUCCUCCAGAAAUUGGUAAAUUAAAAUUGCGGAAGUUAGACUUCUCUAGCAACAGGAUAGCCGUGAUACCUCCAGAUUUUAGAAAAAUAGACACGUUAGAUUCUUUAAGUUUGGAUCAUAACCCUCUAACGUCCCCCCCUUCCUAUGUAUGUUUAAAAGGGCGAGUCCAUAUCAUGAAGUACCUGCAACUGGAGGCCAUGAAGGAGGAUAGAAAGAGGGGCAUCCUCAGUGAUAAUGACAUGCGGAGGAACUUCAGGAAGUCCUCAUCGAUACAUGUCACAAGUGAUGACUUUUCUAGGUUUACUGCUGAAUCUCCGAUGCGGUUACGGAAUGCCGACUCUGGUUAUAACACGACUGAUAGUACGGAAAAAGUACGGUGGUCUCCGUCGGAGGUUAAUAAUACGCUGGACGAGUACACGGCAUAUGUACCAAAACCAGAAACUGUCUAUGAGCGGCUGACGGAGGUGGACGAAACAAGAUCAGAGGACCUACCACCUCCACCGCCUGAAUUGAUGCCGCCUUCAAAAGGGCGGUAUCAGCCGACGUUCACACCACCAACACCGCGUACACCGUCGACACCUCAUAGAGACAAUCACUACCAAAACGGACAAUCGUCGCAACCUGGUCCAUCGCCGCAGAAUGCGUGGCAGACUGAAGUGAUGGACGAAUUUUCCCGGGUAAGUUCUGCAUGGAAACAAGACUGGUACCAACAAGGAGCACUGUGCCAACAGAUGGGACUUAAUCAGUCGGCGUCGAAUAUAAAUUCCAUGGCAGGACCUACGUCCGGGCGACAUGCGGAUUAUAAUGGCGUAGCUGGUAUAAGUCCGGGCGGACCUGGCCCAGGACCUGGACCUGGCGGUGGACAAAGGCAAAUGUCUCGGCCUGUUCCUGCCCAGAAACCGACAGUUCAACCGGCCCAAAAGCCUCCGGCAAAACCGGGAGCCGACGAUUUUACGCGGGUAAGUGGUGCAUGGCAUGACACGACAUCCUUCCAUUCUUCCCCUCACCUGCAUGCCGUUCCCUGCAACGAGCAAGACAGCCCUGUAGGUGGCGCUGGUGAAAGAUCUGAUCAAUUCUCGCAGGAGCUCCAGCGGCAAAAAGCCGACUACGAAGCGAAGAAAAAACGUGCAGAGGCGUUACGGCGGCAACAGGAGGACGACGAGGAGCGGGAACAAAGGCGACGGGCGGCCAUUCGCUCGCAGGAGGAGGAAGAAGAGAGGGAACAGCGGAGGCGGGCGGCUGUGCGCCUGCAGGAGGAGGAUGAAGAGAGGGAUCAGCGGAGACGGGCGGCUGUACGCCUGCAGGAAGAGCAGCAGAAACUUAUGGAGAGACAACGGGAGAGUCCCAGGAAGCAGCUGGAGGAUAACAGGAAACCUCUGCCGCGACCUCGCCGACUUACUGUCAACAAUUGUUACAGCUACACACCGCCACCUAAUGGCAAUCCAAAUAACAACUAUGGUGUUGUCGACGGAUACAGCGAAUCUCAAGAACACAAAAGGCGUCCUGUUACCCAGUCGUCCAGUUUCCGAGACAGGACCUCGCCGCUGAUCGCGCCCAACAAAAUUAGCUACAGACGAGCCACGUCAGAUACUAAAUUUGAAAACUCGGCCAGUAUAGAUCGGUCAACAGACGAUAGUAGAAGUUGGAAUAGAAAUAUUCAAGAUAGUUCAUCUAGUCACAGCCCAAGUCCAGGCGUUAACCGGACGACCAAUCACAAUGUACAGCCUGAAGAAGAGUUCCGCCACCGCCACGAGACAAUGCGUAACAUUCACCAACAGGAGGGGCAGAAUGUUCGUAAACGGCUGGAAGAGGAAAAAGAUCGACUCUUCCGGCUUCAUAAAGAACCUCUCUAUAGUUAUCUAAACAAGAAAACCGGUUCCGAAGAGGAGACAACACCGAGUAGAGACCCCAUGUCAACUUCCAAUUCGUCAACUAAUUCAAGUCUUUCAAAUAAACCCAGAACAGCAUUUAAUAUCAAGUUACCCGAGGAGUUGCGCUACGCGAAUCCUAACUUCACCGUACGGAGACAUCUAGAGCAGGCUCGUGAAGAGAUGUCACAGAUUGAAAAUCUCAGAAGGGAUAUUGAGUCAAGAUUAAAGGUGAAACUGCCAGAGGAUCUACCCUGUGCGAUAAAAGAUGGCGUCGUUUUGUGCCAUUUAGCCAAUCAUAUUCGACCACGUUCGGUGUCUAGUAUUCAUGUCCCGUCACCAGCAGUUCCUACAUUAAGCAUGGCCAAGUGUCGAAGAAACGUUGAAAACUUCUUGGACGCUUGUCGACGAAUAGGAUUGGACGAGGCUUACCUCUGUGCAUGUGACGAUGUAUUGGAGGAGCUCCGCCCAGCCCUGGUCGCUAAAACUGUGCAACAAUUGCUCUCGUUCCCGCGAAUAACAACACAAGAUAAACUAGUCUCGUUACUGUGUGUGUUUAUAUUCGUAACCACGGUGACGACCUUACUAAUCUUCCCUCUUCCUGGCUAGCCGCACCAUGCCCGAACUCUCACCUAACGCUUACAGGAGCACCAUUACACCACCUAUAGGGAGUAGAGUAAGUCAGAGCGGAAUCACGAUGGACUCACAACAGACCAAGAUUUGUCUCACUCCAACGCUGUUAUCAAAAGACAAGUUUAACUACAGCAUGUGAUUCUAUUAUCAUGACCAUGAUACUCCUUUUGCAAAGUUUGGCCAAUCAAUGUCAUCAGAGAAGAAAAAAAUCUAAUCAAAACACUCUUCUUGUCAAAGUCGAACCAGAUUUGCUGUAGUUAAGCUUGUACACCUUUGAUCACCGCAACCAAGAGGACCAAGCAGCAUUUUGUUAAACACUUUAUGUCAGUUGGCCAGUUAGGACUGAGGAUGCAGGAGACAUCAAAACAACACAUGGCAAGGGCAUCACAUGUAGAGGCCAUAAAUUUCAGUACCGGUACUUUAAUAUAUGUCAUGUGUGUUUCAGUUUUGGAUGAUGUCUUCGAAGAAUAUGUGUUGUUUAAAUGUCGAUGUAUGUAGUCUCAGUCCUAUCAGCUAACCUGCUAAUACCUCUGUGUUUCUAACGCUAAUAUUUGUACAGAAUCCGUAGAUCUAAUCAACCAUUUCUGUUUGACUAAACUUUUAAUAACGUUUAAAGGUUAUGAAAUAACAUGUACAUAAUGACAUCAUCUGCAUGUUCUUCAUAUGGUUGCUUUCGAGUAGAAUGGCAGCACACGCCAUUCUAAGAAGCUUUUCGAUGUGACUGAUGGAGUACUUGACAACUUCAUUAUGACAAGUUGUCAACAAACAGCUACCAAUAAGGCAUUGAUUGUUUGUAAACAUGUAAUAUGUCUUGUUAAGCAUGCUGAUACUGAGUUUAGAAGGUCAUGCUCAUCAUGUGACUUCUUCAAAACACCCCUCAUUUUGUAAUAAAACCAUCAUUUUGAAUUGGAAUAAAAGAGAACUCAAUGAGGACCAAAUUUUUCUCUCUGACCAAUCUGCUACAGGGUGUUCAACAAAAAGUGGCACAGCUUCAAGGCUAUUAUCAAAGUUAUUAAAGUGACGUUUGUUCGACGUUCAAAAUUACGUAGACUUAAAAAUCCCACCUCAUUGAACUAAACCUAAAUCAAAAACCUUGAAACUGUGCCAUGUUUCAUUCAACACCUUGUAUGAAUCUUAAGAUUUUGCUAUGAAAGUUUUGGUGAUUUUGAAUGAUCUCGCAGUCAGUUCACAAGAAAUAUUCCAGUUGGUGCAUACACGCUUGUAUCCAUGUUUUUGUAAUGAUUUUAAAGGCCUAUUUUUGUAUACGUGUGCAAUUUUCUCUUUCAUGUUAUUGUUAUAACUGAUACGAUUUUUUUAAACGUUAUCCACAUGUGGAUAACGUCAUGGUUGACGUCAUCACACUUUGCUACUCCCAUUGUUGCGUCGAUGGCAAAGUGAGUAAGGUAGGUCAACGACAUCCAAAAUGGUGUCUUCUGCUGUGAUGUCGUCAUCAGCACAGCCACAGUCAUCUGUUGGACCCAUUCAUUCAGCCACACAGAAAAAAAAAGCAUUUGACUAAAUGUGAAUUCAAAUGUAUAAACUGUUAAUUAUGAUAAAAGUAUCAAUGUUUGUAAUUGAUAAUUAUGUAAAUAUUCAAGUAAUUAUGCAAAAUUAUGUUAAUUUGUGUUCACAGAUGUAUAAAUAGCUCUGGAUCUGAAGGGCACAUCCUAAGGAUGACGUUUUUGAGGGUGAUUUUUUUUAUUUGAACGAAUUUUGAAAGUUGGUGCAAGUAUUAUGGAUGUUUUAUAGGAGUUGAAGUUUUGUUGAUGAAAUUUUUACUUGCAUUUGUGAACGAUUGAGAGCUGUUUUUCUGAAAUAGUGAAAUUUUGCUAAAUGACUUGAGACUGUGAAUGGAAUAAUAUUGAUGUGUCAGCAGUUUGAAGUCUGACAUUUUUUUGAGAAAAUUUGGUGUUUUUUUUGGAGGUCGAUAUUGUGCCAAUACCACAGGAGGAUGGGUCAAAUGUAACAUUCAUAGUAUUAGAUGAUAAUCUAUUCGCAGCUGAUAUGCAAGUAUCAUACCUUCAGCGUGUUAUAGCGGAUAUUUGGUCACCCUGGAUUUGUGGUCAGAGUUUUGUGAGUCUAUUAAAGAAAAAAUUGAUUUGUCAAAAAAAAUUGUGAACAUGGUACAAGUGUUUGUGAUUUACUCAUGUUCAAGUAUAAGAAUGUAAACAUUAAUUUAAAAAAGGUGAUUCAUACAGGGUUAGAUUUUACUAGAGUAAUUGCCUGCUACAGUGUAGCAAUAUUCUGAAAUAAAUGUACCUUAAAAUGGAUAAUUCCUAUUCCCAGAUAUGAUAAAUAUCCAUGUUUUAUUUUAUGCGUGAUUAUUUAAUUGGUGAAUUGUUCAAAACACGAUUUUAAAAUAGGUGCUAUUCAACUACAUGUAGAGUAGAUUUGAUGAGAUCUGUGCCUCGAUGCAAUUUCAGUGAGAGUAAUUUGGGGGGAGGUAGAAGAUACUUUUCAAAUAUGAGAGAAUGAAUCAUUCUGUGAAGAUUUUUUCAAAUUUGGCAAAAAAUAUAAUUGCUUUGUGUGUGGCUUGCUGUGUCCUGUUGAACAGCUUCAUUUGAUUAUAAAGCAGUUUUGUCAUGUUUAUUGUACAAUUAAAUUGAGAUUAGGUCGUAAGCUUCCAUAUCAAAAUGCUGAGUGUGUGACACAGUUGCUCUGCUUUUGUUGAUGUAAAACACGUAUCUAGAAAGACUUUUGAUACUAGUAUCCCACAAGUUUGAGGCACGAUAUGAUGUCAUCUUUGCCGCAUUGGUUAGCAAACAUGACCAUGGUCAGCAGAAGUCCAUUUCACAAAAAAUGGCACUGAGAUUUUAGGUCUUCAGUACAGUAAAAAUGAAAUAUUUGAACAAAAUGUUAUAUCUUAUAUGAACCUUCCAAGUCUGAAAUAUCUAAGAAUACUUACUUAGCGCGAAUCUGAAAAAGUAUGAUCAAGAACAAGCGAUUUGGAGCGAAUGCUUACAACUUUUCCCAGCCAAUUUAGACGUUUUUUGCAGUGCCAUGUUUUGUAAAAUGGAGUAAAGGCGAUAAUGUUAGUUCAGUUUAACACCUGAAUGUCAGCAGCGUUACACUGUAGCAUAACUAAAAUCCUUUUACCAUCCAUGAUCAUGUUGGCUGUUCAAUUUGGCGGGACAGAAUGUCAUCUGCGCCACUUGACGAGGAAUAUCGUAUUGAUAUAAAGUGCUUGUGUGAUUCUUUUCUUUGCUGGGUGUUGAUAAAAUCUGUAUUGAUCAUGACGCCAUGUUUGAAGGUGGUAAAAAUCGAAUUAAAAUUUGUGAUUUGCGA